This is a messenger RNA of Moneuplotes crassus, 925 nucleotides long. The record is from the annotation of a GenBank genome assembly. Lineage: Eukaryota; Ciliophora; Spirotrichea; Euplotida; Euplotidae.
GACAGUGAAGGUUUUGAACAUGGCCUCUUGUUGUACAUUCCCAAGAAAGAGGAGACCAAAGAUGGAGAUAAAUAAAUACAUUCCUUCCCUCCUGCUUAGAUAUGAAGGAAGGUUUGGCGGCUCCAGCAAGGUCCUUCUCUUCUUCCACGGAAAUGCAGAGGAUAUUGGUCUCGCUGAAGACCUCCUACAUCAUCUUUCAGAGUCUCUCGAAGUUCAUAUAAUCGCAAUUGAGUACCCAGGUUAUGGAAUUUAUAGAGAUGAGAGCUCUAGUGAUGAGAUGAUCGAAAGCGAUGCUCUCUGAGUUUAUGAAUAUUUAGUUGAUGAUUUCGGUAUGCAAGAAAAAGAUAUCAUCUUGUUUGGAAGAUCUCUAGGAUCAGGCCCAGCUUCCUUUUUAGCUGCUAAAAAGAACCCAGGAAUGCUCAUCUUGAUGAGUCCUUUCACCUCAAUCAAGGAUGUAGCCGGAUCUCUCAUAGGAAAAUGGGUAAAAUUUGCGAUAAGUGAUGUAUUUAAAAACAAAGAUCAUAUGGAGAAUGUAACCUGUCCAACUUAUAUCCUCCACGGAGAGAAAGACACUCUAAUCCCGUACACUCAUGCUGAAGAACUGGCCUCAAAAUGCAAAGGAAUCACUGACCUUCAGAUUCCGUUCGAAAUGGACCACAAUACAUUCGACUUUUACGACCAUUUGAUUCAACCUUUGAUCUCAUUCAUGAUAAAGAACAACAUCUUGGUUCAUCCUACUGAAGACUAUUCCCACAAGUAUUAGGAAACUGGAAAUAUGCUGAACUAGAAUUGCCAGAAGAAAUCUUCGAAAUCCCUAGCUGGUACCGAGACCCAAAGAACCACAAGAGAAUGCAAAUUAAAAGCAGAGUCCGAGACAUCGCGACUAAAUUCCAAAACUAGUCUGUAAUAAUCUUCAAUUUUUUGC